GGAGGCGGGCGGGCGGCGGCGAGGAGACCGCGACUCAGUCAGCUGGUUCUCCCGGGAGCGUCGGCACUUUGCUAAGCGACUGAUCCCAGCCAGGGGACAGGGUCUGCCCGGGCCAGUCGGGCGGGCUGGCGGCUUUGCGAUCGGAUCGUCCGCAGAGCCACAAGUGAAAGCAAAAGCUCGCUGGGCAGAGCGGCGUUUCUGAGUCCUGGAGCCACGCGCACCAAAGAGACCCCCCCCCCCCCUUCUGCCGCUUGGGAGCCUGGCACGCGCCCUGCCCCCGGGCACGGCUCGGGAGCCCCCUGUGACACCGAACAAGUUCUCACAGGAGUCCGAGCCCCCCUUGCGCGUCACCGGCCGGAGCCCGGAGCGGCACUUGUGGAGCGGGGCAGAUGUCGCAUCUGGCCACCCCCUUCUUCCGGGCGGCGAGAGUUUGCCGAUGUGAGCGCCCGCAGUUGCUCUCUUGGCUGCUUCAUUCGUUUCUCUUGGGCCGGGGUAGCGCCGGAGGCCACGGGGAGGAGGGGGGGCGCAUCGCUCGACAGUAAGAGCGCGGCUCUGCUUGUCGGCGGGACGCCCAUCGCUCCUGAGCUGCUGCCGAAGUUUUGCCAAAGUAAUGUAGAGAAAAAAGUUAGUGACGAAGCUCAAGGCACCCUCUGACUUCUGUUAAUGAGGUAACGGCGAUGACUGUGUCCGUUGAGACGAAGGAUACACAUAACUCCCAAAUGAAGCUCUUUUCCUCUGUUAUUUUGGGGGAACAGUGACCUCUUUUGAUUAGAGUACACACAGACAUGUCAUCCUGCGAGGGGAUGAAGAAUUAGCGAGAAAGUCACUAUUAGACAAUAAUCGUCGUUUUUUCUCCACUGACGACUAACCCGAACAAGAUCAGUUGCUGAACUGUUGCCUAACUAGGAUUGAGUGACGACGCAACAGAAAACUGUUACACACAGAACCAGUUUCCUGUGUGAAAUCGAUUUUCUUGGUAGUAACAACAGCAGAGACGUUCGAAGCCUGAAAAAGAGGUAGUUAUGAUCUGGAAUGUCAGAAUCCUAAAGGCCAAUUUGAGUACACAGAGGUUGUGAACGGUAAUUGCCCUUUAAUGCCCUGUCAGAUUAACCUGUUUGGCUCUCAUCGUUUAUUACGUCAGCAGCCGAGGAAAAUGAAUUUAUCUAGGGAAAUACAGCUAAGUCAUCUGCAGUUAAGCCAAAUGGAAGCUAGGAGUGAGGGUGCCCUGAAGUGUUAAUUAUUAAUAUUAGCAUUAAACUUGAGCACACUUUAAAUAACAUAAAUGCUAGUUUGGACUUCCAAGAAUGUGUCCUGACACAACUUCUCAGAAUGGGAGAGGGGAAAACUAAAAGCAGUGGGGAAAUUAUUAAUAAAAUAACUAUAAAUGGAAGGAAGCAUUAGUUUUGAAAAUUAUCUCUGAAUAACUAGCAAUGUAUGCUGUCUGUUAUAGAAACAAAACUGUCUAAUGGGAUCUUAUUUGUAAAACUUAUUAUUUUGUCUUGAUCAUAAGAUUCUGAUGGAGGAGUGAGCACUUGCUCCAGGGAUGAAUUGAGCCUCUGUGGUCCUAUUCUGUGGGGUGUUCAGCACCUCCAUCUUCCACUUCAGUGAAAGAUAAAGAUGUUCAGCACCUUACCAAGUGGGAUCUAUGUAGUUGUAUGGACUUGUAGUUAAACAGAAAAGCCUAGAUGUCAUUUUUUUUCUUGGGUUAAUUAUAGAGCAAGUCCAAUUGUGUUAGUGCUUUACAAAGUGAACCAGGUCCUUGACCCAAAUAACUUAUAGCCUUAGAUAAUUUAUAGGAAAAUGACUGGGGAAAAAAGGAUGCAAAACAAAAUGUUUAACUUUUGCUUGUUCUAUCUUGAAUAAAAAAUGUUUCUAACCAGAGGAUGAUAUCAACAUUACAAUUUUAUAUCUAUUUACCAAGUAUAUAUCUAGCAUUCUGUACUUCUGAUGUAGUCUACCCAGAAGUGAUGUCAGUGAUUAACUAGUGGCUGGGCUGGAGCAACUUCCCGCCCACCUGUGGUGCAGUGCGGUAGGCCCAGCUGGACUAGCCCCCAGCCUCAGGCAGGCUGCAGCCCAGCCUGGCCCGCCACGCUGUGGGCGGUGGAUGCUCCAUCCAGCUGAAGCAGCCCCCACCUGAGGUAGGCCCAGACCACAGUCUCUGUACUUCUGAUAUGGUUCUGAUUUAUCAUUAUUUGUAUUCUCAUAGUGUCUGGAACCCCAUGGAGCAGAACCCUACUGGGCUAGGCACUAUACAAACAAGACAAAAAGACAGUCUCUGUCCCAAAAGAGCUUACAAAACAGGUCAUCAAAACCAAAAAAGUUGAAAGUAGCAGCAAAAUCCACCAAAGAAAAACUAACCCAAAACAAUAUUCCCACAAACCUACCUGCCCACAAUCUUCAGCCCCUUCAUGAAUAGCGGUGUCUUUCAGGAUGUUGGAAGGUCAGGAGACUUGGGCAAUUUCAGGCCAAGGGGAAGUGCAAGUUCUGAAGUCAAGGGUGACUGUAGAAAACAGUCUCCCAUUACUCUUAAAUCAUGGAGACAUCAGUAAAAGCAAAUAAAGUUAUAAAAGGGAUUCUAGCAAAAUUUUGUUGCUAGUGGAUAUUUGAAAAUAACUCCUCCAAUUACUAAUGAAAAUCCAGCAUGGACAAUAUUUCUCAUGAUAUUUUCCAUUAAAACUGUGAACAUUCUUGGUUUCUUUUGGUGGUAAUGCUGAUUUUAAUUAACAUUUUAUCCAAAUAUGUUUUUUAAAAAAACAGACCUGCCACUAGGACUGAAAAUGUAUUAGCACAAUUAAUUAGUUGGGGUGGGCUGGUGGCUUUAUUAAUUUAGCUCUCUGACUGUAGUGAAUUAGAAUUAUCUAAAUAGAAUUAAGCCUUCCCCAUGAACAUAAACAGUGACAGCUAAUGCACACAGCUAAGGCUUCCUCUAGUCAGGGACAAUGAUGAGUUCAAUCCCAUUGGGAAAUAGAAAGAACUUAUCUGAAUGCAUUGGUGAAAUAGUAAAUGCUGUUAUUGGUUCGUCAGCUGGAAAUCCGAGUGAUGUUUCUAACUUGCUGGAGAUGAGUAUAUUCUAGCUCUCUGAGAUUAUGGAAUUAAUGGGUAUCAGUACUUCAGAUGUGAUUGAUGAGCAGGGGCUUCCUGAAGUGAAUUACAUAAAUUUCCCAAGGUCUGAUGAAAUGACAGCUAGUACCAGGGAAUUUUCCCUUCUUUAAUAACUGAGGGCAAAAUCCUGGAUGUAUUGAAAUCAGUGGGAAUUUUUCAUUGACCUUAGUAGGGCCAGGAUUUUCACAUGGAGAGUUUGGGAGCUCUUCAGCCCUUCUAUUUUUUAUUGAAAUUGAGAACAUUCUUGGAAAGCCUCUAUAGCUGGGAUUUGGAGACUGGGGCAAGAGAAUUCUACAUAUUGCUAGUUCUCAAACCUUAGGAUAUUGUAAAUUACCUUUUACAAAUAUUUAGCUGUGGCCGAAAUCCUGCUCUCAAUUUCUGCAGUUGAAAUGUAAAUUUCUGGAUAACUGAGUGAAGAAUCUGGCUUUUUUGUUAGGUGGUGGUGAAGCUACCACCCGAAGCUCAAAGAUAUAGCUGACAUAAAAGUGACUAACUGUGAAAAUCUAGGCUAACUACAUAAAGCCUUCACUUCACUACACAGAUCCCUGGAGGCAGUUGUCUACUUACCUGCAAAAUGAUGCUCCAAAACCCAGGCCAGGUAUCUGCAUCAGAAGUCAGCGCCUCUGCAAUUGUUCCCUGUUUGUCUCCUACAGCAUCACUGGGGUUUGAGGAUUUUACAAAUCUAACCCCACUGGUGAAGGAGGAAUUGAGAUUUGCCAUCCAAAAUAAGUGCCUAUCCCACAGGAUGUCCUCCACAUUGGAUACAGUGACAGUAUUGGAAAGACCUGUUGAAAUGUCUGUUCUGAAAGCAGAGUUUUCACCCCAAGAAGAUGAAAGGAAAAAGAGAAGAAGGGAAAGGAACAAAAUUGCAGCUGCAAAAUGCCGAAACAAAAAGAAGGAGAAAACAGAAUGUUUGCAGAAAGAAUCAGAAAAGCUGGAAACUAUCAAUGCAGAAUUAAAGGCCCAGAUUGAAGAGCUAAAGAAUGAGAAGCAACAUUUGAUAUACAUGCUGAAUCUUCACAGGCCCACUUGCAUAGUCCGAGCACAGAAUGGGAGGACGCCUGAGGAUGAACAAAACCUCUUUAUUCAACAGAUCAAAGAAGGAACAUUGCAGAGUUAAGUGACAUUGAAGCAAAUUAAGAGUUCUCAUAGUGCAUCUUUACACCAAAAAAACAGAAACCAUGGAGGAUUUGACUCAAUGUGUAUCUGUGGGAUCCUAUUAGUCUAGAACCGUUAGGCAGAGAAGAUUGCUUUGUUAAGCAGGAAGGAUCGUGUUGGCUUAGCUGUGAUUCUUCAUCUCCAAAGAUUUGUUCUUGAUCAAGUUGAAGAGCCCUCUGCCUCAACUCUAGUACUUGUCAAACUUGCUGUUCCUAGAAGCUACAACAACAGUUCUGGAAGUUUUAGGUUCCUGCUAGUGUACAGUGCCUGCACUCACGAUGUUUGUGUUAGAACACUAUGACUUCCAAUGAUGCACAUCAUACCAACAGCUGUGCUGGAUGGACACUAUCUUUCUUUGUUGCUGGUGGGGGAAGCACACUGAGAGAAAGCACACUGAGAGAUUUUUGUUUUGCAGUUUCCAGAAUGAUGCUUUCUGGCAGAAUGUGUUGUGUGAUGGGACAUACUGUAGUCUAAUCUAAUGCUGCAAAGACUUUAGUUUCAAUCUUAAGCAUUGUGCUUAUGUUUUUUUUUCACAACACUUGUGUGGGUUUUUCUGUGACUCAGAGGCAAAUUCUGAGAAGUCUGAUAGGUGUGACAAAUGUCAGUUUCUUGCCAAAUGUCCAUGUAGCUAAGUUUGCAUUUACUGAACAGUGCCACAUACUGUUCUUCAGGAAUUGCAAUUUUGUAAUGAAAAGUAGGAAAGCACCUUGGCCUUUGAGCACCCAGAAUACAACACUGUUAUUCAAAGAACUUUAUGAAAAUAAAAUUACACAGUAAAAAUAGACUUGAAAAAUCUAAUGUUUCCCUGAUGUGGUGAGCAUGCAAUCUUUAUUCAGACAAAACUCCAAUUUAUCAUUCAUUUUGAGUGAAAUUUACUCCUGUGCAGAAGGCAGAUGCUAAAGCCUUAUUACAUCCUGUAAGCCUUAUUUUGAUGCUAUAAAUGUAAUUUAUUUUAUGCAUAGACCUUGCGCUGAUCCUCUGCAUAGUGGGGAAUUACACUUUCUGGGAAGAAGGAAUGAACCAGGAAGGGACUUCAGUAAGAUUUUUGCUUGAGGCAGGAUUGCGGGGUUGUACUUCAAGUUUGUGAAUCACAGAAAAUAGAAAUAGAAAACACAUUUAAUUAGAUCACGUAGAGGCUGAUUCUCCACACCGUUACUUAGAUUAGCAAUCCUGUUCCCACAAGUAGUUCCUGGGUAGCUCUUACUCAGGGGAUCAACAGUUUGAAGAUGAGAGACUUCAGACCAUUGCUCACCCGAGUAAGAGGUGAGCAUCCUGUCAGGAUUAUUUAUUUCCAGAAGAUUUAUAUGGAAGGGGGAGGGUGAAGGGGAGAGGAAUUCUGAUUGUAUUAAUUUUUCUUUCCCAUUUGAGUGUUAACUGCAAUCAACCAAGUUGCUGUUUAGAAUCUAAGAAUAGCUUUGAGUUUGAUGUAGUGAGAAACUAUUUUUACUUUUUUUAAAAUCUAACAGAUGUUUUGAACUACUAGUUGAGCUGCUGGACUAAAGAACUAGAGCUAUGAGUGUUUAAAUUCUGAUGUUUCUGUGAAAUCCUCAGAUUGUUUAAUCCUAUUAAAUAUUAUUACAUUUUUUUGUAAAAGAAAAUAUUAUCUUUAUUUAUCACUAAUAUUCCUAAGAGGUUGACCUAAUAAAUAUUACAAAGUAGACAAAAUGAAAACACAAGUGUUGUACUGUUUUUUAUUUUUACUUUUUGGUGUCUAAUAUUAUAUAUUUCUAAACUUCAGUGCUUCUAUUUGGGACACCACUAUUUAAAAAAGUAUUAAUGCCUGAUCCUUGCCUCACAUGAGGUAUUGAUCAUCAUCUUGCAGGAUUGGGAUCAGAGAUUUCAUAACUCCAUCAGUGGUGUCUAAUUACUUACCUUUUCAACAAAGCAAAACAUAAGAAUGGAGCUUACAGUACAUAAUAUUUUACACCAGUUCUGCAGUGUUAAAAAAUACAAUUUCAAUCUAAAGGCUAAACCAAUAGAUACCUCAACCACCAGCUUCUUAUUUUGCAAGUCCCAGAUGGGUAAACUGAAUAUUAUGCCAGAUCCGUUUUUUAUUUUUAUAUUCUGCAAUAGAACUUUUUAAUACACUUUCCUAAGAUCAGGAUAUAUUAUGAUGUCCUAUAUCAUGUCUGAAAUACAUACUUCAAGUACUUGAAAAGUAAAUGUACAAAAUGCAACAUAUUGGGCCAGAUUCAGUCCUGGGGACAAAGUCUCUCAUUGCAGGUUUUGUGAAACUUCCAUUGAUUUUAAUGAGAGAUUCUCGGAGCCUGUGGCUGGAGAACAGAGCUCCUUCAUGCAGUUCCGGUUCCUUAACUGGAGUUACACAAUGGAUAAAUUUGGCCCAUUUUUUGUCUGACACGCAAAGAACAUAGAAUAUGUUUCAAUAACCUUGUCAAAUGAAUUUUCAUUAGCAUUUGACUUCUGUAAUAUAGAAGCAGUAGAUCUAGACAUAAUCCAGAUACCAAACUCCUUAUAUUUGUCAAUAAAAAAGUUUGUCACCUAUGAUGUUAUAAGGUAUUAGUACAGAGCUGGCUUCAUUUACUGUUAAAUAUCACCAAAUUCACAUCCUUUUCUUUAGGAAUUUUGUACAGUUGCUCUUAACUGUAUUACUGGUGACGCAGGCGUCAUGCUUUUGCUGCUUGAUUUAAACAUAAUGUUAUUUACUAGCAUGCUAAAUGUUAAUGUGGUAUCACUCCUUUUGUCAGAAGAUAUUCUGUUUUUAUUUCUAUCUGUUCAGUCAUAGCUGCUCUUCACUGUGCAUGAAUGUGUAUGCAUUCAUGUGUGUAUGAACGACUAUAAUUCAGAUGUUAUGGUACUGAAGUUAAUUGGAAUAUACCCAUGAAAGCAAUGUUUAAAAAGGCUAGAGAAGAACAAUGCAUUGCAUGGGUUUCGUAAAUGUCUACUUCAUUCAGGAGAACCUUUAAAACAGCAUUAAAAGAAAUUUGUUUUCUAUUCUGAA
This is a messenger RNA of Pelodiscus sinensis (Chinese soft-shelled turtle), 7219 nucleotides long. Lineage: Eukaryota; Metazoa; Chordata; Testudines; Trionychidae. The record is from RefSeq and is a predicted model, not a curated record.